AUGACCAUAAGUUCCAUCAUGAGAGCGAGAAUUGCGUUAACCAACGUUGCUCGUAAUGUGGAAUGCACCAGAAGUAUUUAUUUGCACAAGGGACCAAGAGUAGCAGGAUUGAAGAGAGAUCCUGAACAAGUGUUUGUUACAAACCAAGGCUAUAAAUAUGGGACUGAUUCGGAAAACAUCAAGAAUAUCAAACAGUUUUUAAGUGACAAAUAUGCUGUUAGUGAUGAAUUAACAUUACAAUGUUUGACUCAUAAAUCAUUUGGGAAUGGGAUAAAACCACAUAAUGAAAAAUUAUACGCAUUGGGAUCUAAAUUAGUUCAACUAUACUUUGCCAAAUAUGUAAUUGACACUCCAAAUACCAAUAAUGAAUCAGCUAUUAAUGGCAAGAACUUUGAUGUGAUAGGAACUCCCAUUGCCAAGGAGUUAGGUUCAAGAAUGGCAUUAGGGAUUUUUGCCAAACAGAAUGGAUUAAAUUCGGUAAUGUUUUGGAAAUCAUAUAAUAAUAAAGUUAACUUUGCUUCUAGUGGAGAAAUGAAGGUAAGUGCACAAAUGCUUUUAGCAUUGGUAGGUGCAGUUAAUUUAGUUCAUGGAAAGCAAACAGCAGAAGAGUUUAUUCGGGAAAAACUCUUAUCCACUGGCGAGUUAGAAGAUAUCACUGUUAAGAUCGUGCAAGAAGCACAUUAG
Molecule: messenger RNA, 684 nt
Organism: Lizanozyma spartinae
Lineage: Eukaryota; Fungi; Ascomycota; Pichiomycetes; Serinales; Debaryomycetaceae
Product: mitochondrial 54S ribosomal protein mL57
Exons: 1
Coding region: 1-684 (227 amino acids)
Biological process (GO): RNA processing; mitochondrial translation
Cellular component (GO): mitochondrial large ribosomal subunit
Molecular function (GO): ribonuclease III activity; structural constituent of ribosome
Source: RefSeq, a predicted model, not a curated record